AUGGCGACUGCAGUCUCUUAUAAUUUAAGAAGUCCAGCCGUUAAGAGGCUUUUGCAAGAAGCUCGCGAAUUACAACAAGAUAAAUGUAGUGAUUAUAAUGCUCAACCCCUUGAGGAAAAUCUUUUUGAAUGGCAUUUUGUUAUCCGUGGACCCGAUGGUACAGAAUUUGAAGGUGGAAGAUAUCAUGGACGUAUUCUCUUACCAUCAGAAUAUCCAUUCAAACCACCAAAUCUUAUGUUGAUGACUCCAAAUGGACGAUUUGAACUUAACAAGAAAAUUUGUUUGAGUAUUACCGGAUAUCAUCCGGAAUAUUGGCUACCUGCUUGGGGAAUCCGUACCGUCCUUUUAGGAUUACUUGGAUUUAUGACAACGAAAUCGAAUGGAGCGAUUGGUGGUAUCGAUUACUCUGAAUCAGAGAGAAAAAUUUUAGCACAAAGGUCUAGGAAUUGGAAAUGUAUCACAUGUGGCUUGACCAAUAUCGAGACUCUGCCAGAUGACAAUAAUAAAAGUGUAGUUAAUAACGAUUCAGAUAACAAAAGAAGUCAACUCAAGCCAAUUCCAGCAAAAAUGGAAAUUCAUCACAUUCGCAACCCGAAAUAA
Molecule: messenger RNA, 600 nt
Organism: Funneliformis geosporum
Lineage: Eukaryota; Fungi; Glomeromycota; Glomeromycetes; Glomerales; Glomeraceae
Source: the annotation of a GenBank genome assembly